AUGGGCCUCCUCCACAAAUCUGACAGCACAGCCAGCACAGCACAGCACAGCACAUCACAGCACAGCCAGCACAGCACAGCACAACACAGCACAGCCAGCACAGCACAGCACAGCGCAACACAGCACAGCCAGCACAGCACAGCACAGCACAACACAGCACAGCCAGCACAGCACAGCACAACACAGCACAUCAUAGCACAGCCAGCACAGCACAGCCAGCACAGCACAGCACAGCACAACACAGCACAGCCAGCACAGCACAGCACAGCACAGCACAUCACAGCACAGCCAGCACAGCACAGCACAGCACAGCCAGCACAGCACAGCACAGCACAACACAGCACAGCCAGCACAGCACACACAGCCAGCACAGCACAGCACAGCACAUCACAGCACAGCCAGCACAGCACAGCACAACACAGCACAGCCAGCACAGCACAGCGCAACACAGCACAGCCAGCACAGCACAGCACAACACAGCACAGCCAGCACAGCACAGCACAACACAUCCAACAAAUCACAGCACAGCACAUCACAGCACAGCCAGCACAGCACAGCCAACACAACACAGCACAGCACAGUCCAACACAGCACAACACAGCACAGAUCAUCCCAGCACAGCACAGCAUAGCACAACACACACAGCACAGCACAGCACAGCACAGCCAAGAACAAUACAACCCAACACAACACAGUGCAGCACAACACAGCACAACACAGCACAGCACAGCCAAGCACAACACACCACAUUACAGCACAGCACAGCACAGCACAGCCAAGAAUAACACAACACAGCACAACACAGCACAGCAAAGCACAGCUAAGAACAACACAGCACAGCACAGCUCAGAACAGUCAAGAAUAACACAACACAGCACAGCACAGCACAGCACAGCAGAGCCAAAAACAACACAACACAACACAGCAAUGCACAGCCAAGCAAAACACAACACAACACAACACAGCAAAGCACAGCACAACACAACACAACACGCACAGCACAGCCAAGCACAACACAACACAACACAACACAACACAACACAACACAACACAACACAGUACAGCACAGCUAGUGAGCCAGUAGUCCAUGAACUGCUGGAGCAACACACUUGCGACCGUGUCAUCAUCGUUGGAGACAUGAACCAGCAUCUCGGUGCAAGGUCCUUUGAAGAAUUGCUAACAAUAUAUGGCCUCUCUAAUCAUGUUGACUUCCCUACACACAUUUCUGGUUCAUCUCUCGAUCCUGUCGUCAGUGAUCUACCGGAAAGCGCCGUCACUUGUACUUCACUCGGCACUGUGGGAUCGUCAGACCACAUGGCUGUGUUCAGCGUGAUCAAAGUCACACCUCAGAGGGAUGGUCCAGUAAUGCGCACCAACUGGCUGUGGAACACAGUUGACUGGCAGGGUCUCUGCGAUGCACUGCAUGAAACGCCCUGGAGCAGCAUCUUUCCUGGUGACCUAAAUAAUCAGGUCAACAACUUUGCACCCGCACUGUUAAGACAUCAAAAGACUCGAUCAGCCCUGGUUCGGUUACCAGUAUAG
This is a messenger RNA of Scylla paramamosain (green mud crab), 1542 nucleotides long. RefSeq lists its product as uncharacterized. Bases 1 to 1542 code for a protein of 513 amino acids. The transcript has 6 exons. The record is from RefSeq and is a predicted model, not a curated record. NCBI's taxonomy places the organism in Eukaryota, Metazoa, Arthropoda, Malacostraca, Decapoda, Portunidae.